Hemicordylus capensis (graceful crag lizard) is the source of this 4558-nucleotide messenger RNA. It is a transcript of the gene XRRA1, whose product is annotated as X-ray radiation resistance associated 1. The transcript is spliced from 18 exons. Gene Ontology annotation, molecular function: protein binding. The record is from RefSeq and is a predicted model, not a curated record. Lineage: Eukaryota; Metazoa; Chordata; Lepidosauria; Squamata; Cordylidae. Gene Ontology annotation, cellular component: nucleus. Bases 30 to 3644 code for a protein of 1204 amino acids.
UACCGAGGGGCAAGGGCCAGAAUGACAACAUGGCUACCAAGGGAAUGUAUAAACUGGAUGAUGGAAACUGUUACCCAACCAACUGCUUUCCAGCCAGAAGCCUUUUGCAGCCUAAAUACCAAGAAGGUGCUGGUCACUGGCAGGUGGCCCGACAGACUGCAGAGAAAACCAAGAUUGAAUUGCUGUUUGGCACAAAGGUCACCCAGGUCAAAUGGAGGGAGCCAGAGCAGUCAAGCAAAGCGCACAAGCAGAUGGAUGAGAAAACUCUGGAUGGUGUGCAGCUGAUGACACUUCACCAUGUGAGAAGCCCUUCCCAUCUGUGCUCAGUCGACAUAAGCAACCAAAAUUUCACCUCGGCAAAAGAAGAAGACUUUGAGCAGUUCGAUUCUGUUGCCUAUAUCAACGGCACUGAGAAUCUGUUGACCUUAGAGGUUUUUCGAAACUUUCCUGGACUAAGGGAACUGGAACUUUCCUUGAAUGGCCUACGAAAUCUUCAAGUCUAUGCUGAAGAUUUUCCACACUUGGAAGUCCUGGACCUUUCUUACAACAAUUUGUCUCCUGAGGAUGUCCGGAUCCUGGGAGUUUUGUCCCACCUUAAGGCUCUCCAUCUUACUGCCAAUGGUCUUCAUUCACUUCCUCUGGACUUAGCAGUCCCUGAGAGUGAGGGAUGCCUGAGGUUUCCAGUUCUGGAAGUCUUGCUUCUGGACGACAAUCACCUUUCUCACCCAAACGUCUUUGUCAGCCUUGCCAAUCUGCAAAGCUUGAAGCAGUUAAACUUGGACAAGAACGGAAUAAAAGAGGUGCCAUACCUCCAUCACGUGGGCAGUUCCUGCUUCUCCAUCCAUCCUUUAUCAGCAAAGUCAGGCAUCAGAGCAGGACUGCGCAGUCGGAAAAGUGCAAGUAAACGCCUCCGUAAGGAUGGGCCUGCUGGUCUUAUAAAGCAACCAGAUUAUAUCGUUAUCGAAAACAGAAAAGAUCCAGACAGGACUGAGGUUAUCUUUCCAGCACCAGAACCAUCCACAGAGGAACAUUCUCCUUGCCCUCGUGUCGCGUCCAAGGUGUCCAGCACCAGUUCCAACCCAGAGUUCACUCCUCCCUUACCAGAACUGCGGUUUCUCAGCCUGGCCAAUAACCAGAUCGAACAUGAAGAAGAUUUGCUGGCAGUGGCUCUCUUCCCGUCCCUGACUGAGUUGACAUUCUACGGCAACCCUUUCACCAUCUCCCGGAGCGGUGACCCACCUUUACUCACCAGUUUCCUUCAGAACAAACUGGAAAUCAAAUUGGUUAGGAAGAAAAUUUCCAAACUGGAGAAACCACGUAUCUUUAUUCCUGUCAAAGCUAACCGAAUGGUGAAAUCACAGCUGCCCAAGGUCCGAAAGCAUCCUCCGUUGUUAGAAGCACCUCAUGGGAUCACCUUGUGGCAGCUGUGGACUGGCAGAGAACUAGACCCGGAUAAAAGGCUGAGUCUGGAUGAGCCUGAGCCGCUUCCACCAAUUGGGUUGCUUUCAGAGAAGAGACCAUCUGGGCCUCUGCUUCCAGUGGGAUCGCCUCUUCCAGAGGAAGAUUCGUACGAGUCCAUGUCUGUUUCUCUGGCGAGCUCUUUUUCUGAAGAGGACGUGCUUGGAAUUGCUGCUGAAACCCAGCCCUCACGUGACGAGUUCCUGUUUGGACACAUGCCUUCUGUCCAGUCCUCGGCGGAACAGGUUCUGUUUGUGACGGAGUCUCUUCCACCACGUGAAUCGUUUUUAGCAGAGCAGAGCAGGUCAGAACCUGCAGCACUGACUGGGUCAUUUUCUGUUGAACAAGAUCUGUCCAAGCCUCUUCCACAAGUUGGGUUGCCUUCCCAAGAGGAGUGUCCGUCUGAACCUGGCCCUUUGAUUGAAACCGCUUCAGCAGGAGAGGAUCCCUCUGAAAGGCCUCAGCCGGUUACAUUGCCUUCAGCAGAAUGGAAUCAAUCAGAACCUGUUCCAUCACCCCACUCACCUUUGCCAGAGCAGGAUCCGGAGGAACUUGUCCCAAAAACUGCACCCCCUGCCGCAGAGCAGGAUAUAUCAGACAUUCUUCCCCUUGUGAGUUCUCCAUCAGAGCAAGAUCAGGAGCAACCAGCUCCACCACCCAGCCCGCCUUUGCAAGAACAGGCGCUUUCAGAGCCGGAUGCAUCAUCUGGAUCUCCUCCUUCAGGGAAUCAGGAUUUAGCUGAGCCUCUUCUGCCAGUCAGAUCAACUUCAGAAGAACAGAAUCUACUUGAGCCAACUUGCCCACCAACUGGCUCACCUACCGUGGGGGAAGAGCAGCUGGAACCCAUUCCACCUCCUGAUCAGUUGGAAGCAGCUCCAUCAUUGCAUUUGAGCUCACCCUCUCAAGGAUAUGUUUCACCACGUGUUUCCUCUGGAACGAAUUUGCUCACCAUUCGUCCUCCAGAAGAAGAGCAAGAUCAGUUGGAAUCAGCUGCCCUGCCACACAGCUCACCUCCUCAAGCACAGGAUCUAGCCGAACCCAUCCCACCAACUAGAUCACCCGCAGAGGAACAAGAUCUGCCUGAGACUGUCCCACCAAUCGGGUCACCUUCAGCAGAACAAGCUCAGUUGGAACCUGUUCCAUCACCCAGCUCACCCUUACAAGAACAGAUGGAACCAGGGGCUGUCCCAUCCACUCGACCUCUUGCUGAGGAGCAGGACUUGACCCAGUCUCUUCCACCUGCAGCCAAGCUGACUUCCCCUCCAGCCAAGCCACCUCCAGAGAAGCAAGCUCUCUUGCAGCCGAUCUCAUCUCCUACGGUGACGUCCAAGGAACCAACCAUAAAGCCGCCUUCAGGGCAGCGGACAUUCCCCAGCCAUUCUUUACCAGCCAGAUUAUAUUCUAUGGAUGGACCUCUUAUGGUGGACAAAAGCCCCAUAGCAAGAAAGGUUUCCUCAGAGCUCCUUCUACCAUCCCGAUCAACUUCCGGAGACCUUUAUAAAUUAAUUGCCCAAAGCUCCCAGACUUCAGGAUUAUUGAGUAAACAUCCUAGUGAGGCUGGGGUGUUCAGCAGCAGUGGGGAGUCCGUGGAGGAGAGGGCAUCUGAAUCCAUUUUUAUAACACAGGUGGAUGAGGCCUCCCGGUCCCAGCUGGAAAAGGAGUCAUCCUCACUAAAGCAGCCAAGCAAAAAAAAGAGGAGAAAAAUCCAGCAGCUGCCUGAGAAAUACAAGGGUUAUGAGAAGCUGCUUGAUGGUGUCUUGGCCAAUGACCCCGAUUUUCUUGAGCCAGUGGGAAUCCAGCAAAAUGUCAAAGCUCUGCGGAGCGCUCUCCAGCACCCUCUCGUGUACCGUGAAUCAAAGGCCAGGCUAGACAGCCUGCAGAAGCCGUUUGUACCUAUGGAAAAGAAGGUCUUGAGGGUCCGUGCUCCACAGCCUCAAGAGACCAAAGUGCAGAAGCUGGAAGAAAUCCUGCUGAAGAUGAGGACCCCAACAAACAUCUUAGAGGUCCCACUCGCACGUGUCCUGCAGAGGAAGGAGUCCAACUGGCGUGAAUACCAGGAGGCCCUGGUACUGCUGGAGGAAUUCCGGAAAGAUUAUCAGGCUGCAGUGGCCACCUGUGAUGAAGCCAGUGAGGCUAGAACAGUUAGUAAGCAGCCCACUAGAGCAGGAAAGAAGAGUCAAAGCUAGAUGUUCAGAGACCUUGCUGGGCUCAAGUUCGGUGGACAGAAGCUAGCAGAAUCCCCAUCUUGGGUCACCAAGGAAGACAAAGGCGUUUGAGUCAUUCUAUCAGAGAAAAGUAUUCCAAACACAGUGAAGGACUGAAGAACCACCUGCUCUAGAAGACAAGGGACCCUUCUUUUGUAGACUUUGAAGAGGCACCUGUCCUGUCCUAGAAGACUUAAGAACAAUUGUGUGAAGGAUCAGCAGCUGUAAGGGCAGAGAUGACUUUUCCUUCUAAGAUGCAGGACAUUGACUUCUUUGGUUUUGCAGCUAUGCUCAGAAUUGGCUCAUUGGGAUUGUUUCGUUCGGUGCUCAAGUUUGAAAGCACUACACAGACUGAUGAAACCUGUUUGGUGCAGGUGGAAAACGUUUUUCUACCCUAAUCGUGUUUCUUGAAACCAUGCAGCAACUUCCAACAGUGCAAUAAACAGCUGUGCUAGUGGUGGGCCUCUGGUCUUCUUAAAUGUCAACAGCCAGAGGAAACCUACUUUGGAAAGAUUCCAAUGGAAAAAAAGCUCUAUAGAAUCCACUGGAGGACACUAUGGUGAGAAAAAGCCAUCUCUGGUUUGGGUGCUGCAGGAAGGCAUCCAUAGCAACACUUAAAUGGCACUCCAGGGCUUUAUCCUUCCAGGUCAUCACUUUUUUCCAGUGCCCACCCUAUGCAUCCAAGUGGCUUGCUAGAACCUGCGGAAUUUCCUUUCAGGUUGUCUCAGGGGAGUGAAAGGGCUGCCACAAAUCAACUUUGUACCAAGCCUGUAAACACAACUUUUCCCACUUUGCGGUUGUAUUCACCUCCCUUUCCAUAUACAUUCAUGGGAGUUUUCCUUAUCCCUUAAGUUGUGACUUUAGAACGCUACUGUAAUUAAACAUUUAAUCCUUAA